This is a messenger RNA of Rubroshorea leprosula, 489 nucleotides long. NCBI's taxonomy places the organism in Eukaryota, Viridiplantae, Streptophyta, Magnoliopsida, Malvales, Dipterocarpaceae. The record is from the annotation of a GenBank genome assembly.
UGAAUGAUAUUUAAUGAUUCAUUGCUUGUUAUCUGCUCUGCCGCUGGCCUACUGUUGUACCGGAUCCAUCUGCUUUGCUGCCGCUGGCCUGCUGCCGGACCGGAUCCAUCUGCUUUGCUGCCGUUGGCCUACUGCCGGAUCGGAUCCAUCUGCUUUUCUGCCGCUCGACUGCUAAAGCGAUUUGCUGCUGCUACAAAGCCAUCUGCUGCCAUCUGCUGCCAUUGCUAUUGCUACCGUUCCCCGUGGAGAAUGGGGAUCCCCGUGGGGAUCGCCAUUCCCCGCGGGGAACGGGGACGGGGGGCAAAAUCUGCCCCCCGUAAAAAAUCCCCGCGGGGCCCCGUUGACAUCCCUAUCUGUUCUGCUAAUUGACACUGCAAAAGUUGUUUAGCUUGUUACAUUGCUAUUUUAAGAUGAACCAGAUCUAAAGCGGGCUGGUUCGUCUUUAUUGUUUUCAAAGAUUUUUAGUAAUUAUAAAUUUUUAUAAUAGCA